UGAUGCACCGGAAGUAAAAGUUCCUUACGGGAGAGUGAAGUAGAAUGAAACAAAACGAAGAUAACGAUCCCAACCUGUUUUCUAAUUAAGGACUUUUAAAGAACACGUUUUUCUUUUAUUUACAAUGGAAAAAUACCGAAAUCAUUUGACAAAAUUUUACUAACCCGACGAGGUUAUUCUUGUAAAAUAUAAUAUCGUAAACCUAGGAGUGUUUUCCUAUCAGCUACAAUGCUAGCGGCUGUUACGACCGGCUUUCCACCGUUUGAUCCGCACCAUCAAUGACCAUGGAUGCCAAAGUUGUCCUUGAGUUUGCUACAGUCACGCGGGGCUUCUCUUUGCUUCUGCAGGCUGUCCUGAAUGCUGCCAUUCCCGACCACGACGCUGAUGCGUUCAGGCCCCCUCGGACAGAAGAGCCUCUGUAUCUGGACUCACUGGUGGAUUGGUUGUUUGGCGGUCUCUCCCACUGGGAUGCUGAGCAUUUUCUCUUCAUUGCAGAGAGGGGCUACCUCUACGAGCACAACUUUGCCUUCUUCCCGCUCUUCCCCGUGGUCAUCCGGGGGCUGGCGGAGACUUUGCUGUGGCCCCUGAGCAGCUGGCUGAGUGUGCGGGGUCGGCUGCUGCUGGCUGUUGCUCUGGGAAACACGGCUCUGUUCUUACUCAGCGUGCUAUCCCAGCAUGCCCUCAGCAGACUCGUCCUGCAGGACCGGCGCCUUGCCCUGCUCUCCAGCUUGCUGUACUGCGUCACUCCUGCCAAUGUUUUCAUGACGGCCGGUUACUCCGAAAGCCUGUUUGCUGCUCUGACAUUUGGAGGUCUGUUCCUGUUGGAGAAAGGGUUCACGUUCAGAGCCUGCCUUGCCCUCAGCAUUGCUACAGCAGCUCGGUCUAAUGGCCUUGUCAACAUGGGCUUUUUACUCUAUCUCCCAUCCUUGUAUGCCAUUUCCCAAAUCCGGGUAUACCGCGCCACAUCUAAAGGCCACAGUAAAGUCCUCCAUUACAUCUGGGUCAUCACCCGUCUCAUCCUCACCUCCCUCUUUGGGUGCACAAUAAUCGCCCUCCCCUUUUGUGCUUUCCAGUAUUAUGGGUACAGGACUUUUUGCACCCCUUCCACCUCCCCGGAGCAGGUCCACCCUGCCCUCUUGUCCCUGGCGGAGCGCAAAGGUUACCGCAUUCCAGAUGAAAAUGGUCCACCGCCCCUCUGGUGCAUGAGACCCCUCCCUCUGCUGUACUCUCACAUCCAGGAUGUGUACUGGGAUGUGGGAUUCCUCCGGUACUUUGAGCUGAAGCAGAUACCAAACUUUAUCCUGGCCCUGCCCAUGGCCACGCUCGGCAUAAUGGCUGCUUAUGCUUACUACCAGGCUAAUCCAGAACUCUGCGUAAGACUUGGACUUUGGAGAUCCAGUUCAAACGAAGGGCUUGACAAACCAAUGCCAGGCUUUUUUAACCCCCGCGUGUUUGUGUAUGUUGUCCAUUCGACCGUUCUCCUGGUCUUUGGAACACUGUGCAUGCACGUGCAGGUUCUAACUCGGUUCAUGGCCUCUUCCACCCCCGUGCCCUUCUGGAUAAGCGCUCACCUGCUCCUCCUCAACGAGCCGCUUCUCCACCGAAGGAGAACGUCGAAACCCAACGUCCAGCUGCAGCCCCACUCCAGGAACGGCUGCAGUCACACGCCUCAAAACCCCAUCAUUGCACUGCUGACAAACUUCAGGAGCUGUUCUCCAACCACGCAAAGCAUCCUGGGAUACUUUGUCUCCUACUGGCUCGUGGGACUUGCUCUGCACUGCAACUUUUUGCCUUGGACUUGACUUUAGAUUUUACUGGGAUGUUUUUUCUAUGUAGGACUGGGCUGUAUCUACAACUUUGCAACAUUAUAAGUAAUUACACACUAGGGUGUUACAUAAUACUCCAUUAAUAGUGAAGAGUACAUGUUAAUGCAGUAAUGUGCAUGCAAAUAAUUCAUAUACCUCAAACUAUUUCAGUCUCAUUUCUUUAUAAGAGAAAACGUGGGUUGCCUGAUCUUGCAUAGAUUAUUUUUGAAUGUGAUUUAUGUAUUUUUUGGUGUUUCAUUUUUAUGUUUGUUGAAGAGGACGUUAAAAACAAUUGCAUGACUUCAUUUAAGGGGGAGGGUUUCUUGUUUACCUUUUGAAAACUUGAAUAAUUUAUCAUCUUUUGCACUGCAUGUCCAAAAGAACUGCUCUAAGUCAAAGCUGGAAAUAUUUUUAGUAUAUGAAAACUGGAAAAAAUGAAAAAGAGUAAGGUCAUUUUUUAAUUUUGUUUUUAUUUUUAUUCACACUUGAGAGUAAAUAAAACAACAAAAUGCUAUGCUGACUUUAUGAAA
Oryzias melastigma (Indian medaka) is the source of this 2335-nucleotide messenger RNA. RefSeq names its product phosphatidylinositol glycan anchor biosynthesis, class V (gene pigv). The coding region runs from base 279 to 1802 and encodes 507 amino acids. Lineage: Eukaryota; Metazoa; Chordata; Actinopteri; Beloniformes; Adrianichthyidae. Gene Ontology annotation, biological process: GPI anchor biosynthetic process. The transcript is spliced from 3 exons. The record is from RefSeq and is a predicted model, not a curated record. Gene Ontology annotation, cellular component: endoplasmic reticulum membrane; mannosyltransferase complex. Gene Ontology annotation, molecular function: GPI mannosyltransferase activity; alpha-1,6-mannosyltransferase activity.